This is a messenger RNA of Histoplasma capsulatum G186AR, 1693 nucleotides long. RefSeq names its product orotidine-5'-phosphate decarboxylase. The record is from RefSeq and is a predicted model, not a curated record. NCBI's taxonomy places the organism in Eukaryota, Fungi, Ascomycota, Eurotiomycetes, Onygenales, Ajellomycetaceae. Gene Ontology annotation, biological process: 'de novo' pyrimidine nucleobase biosynthetic process; 'de novo' UMP biosynthetic process. The coding region runs from base 164 to 1693 and encodes 509 amino acids. Gene Ontology annotation, cellular component: membrane; cytosol. Gene Ontology annotation, molecular function: orotidine-5'-phosphate decarboxylase activity. The transcript is spliced from 6 exons.
CAUUAGAAUGAGGGCUUUGCUCCUAGAAAAGCGGCCCCUCGUCUCCUCAAACUUCUCGCGCAGCAUCAAUAGUAUCAAAUAAUAAUAAUAAUAUAUUGCACUUCUCCGUCUUGCUUGCUUCGAUUCUCCCCUAACAACCCCCAUUCUCAAGUCAAUUGCAAUCAUGGUUGCGAUCACUCUUCCAGACAACUACGGCUAUAUCCUCGGCCUCACGGUAGGAGCCAUCCCUCUCCUCAACUUCAUCCAUAUAUACAUGGUCGGAAAACACCGCCAGAAGGCUGGUAUCAAGUAUCCCAACGCCUACGCAACUCCUGAGGAAUGCAAGCAGAAUCCCGCCGCCUACAGAUUCAACUGCGCCCAGCGCGCCCACGGUAACUUCCUCGAAAACCUGUCGCUCACGACCCUCUCCAUCCUCGUCUCCGGGAUCAAAUACCCCAACGCCACCAUCGCCCUGGCCAGCUCCUGGAUCAUCAUGCGAACCCUGUACAUGUACGGCUACGUGUAUUCCGACAAGCCAGAUGGGAGGGGCCGAUAUAAGGGCGGGAUGCACACACUUGCGCAGCUUGCGCUCUGGGGACUCAGUGCGUUUGGUGUUGCGGUCCCGAUGAUGAUGGCGGGUAAAUUUUGGGCACGAACGGGGGCGACGAGGGAGAGGAAGAAACGACAAUGCAAAGUCUAUACAGAUAGGAUUUUGAGAAUCCAUCCCUUACCAUUCAGGGGUGAAAUUAAGCUUCCACGCUUAACAAUCCUGUGCAUUAGAAACUCUCCGAGUUUUAUGCCACAGCGGGCAUCGUGCUUCCCCCGCAUAACAACCCCUCCGCCAAACGAGAUGUCUUCAAAAUCCCACAUCCCAUACUCCGUGCGGGCAAGUCGCCACGGGAACCCGCUAGCCAAACGACUGUUCCAAAUAGCGGAAGAAAAGAAAUCAAAUGUCGUGCUCUCCGCUGAUGUGACAACUACGAAAGAAUUGCUGGAUCUCGCUGAUCGUCUGGGCCCCUACAUCACCGUCCUAAAAACCCACAUCGACAUCCUCACCGACCUCACCCCCUCCACCCUCUCCAGCCUCAAAACCCUCGCCACCAAACACCGCUUCCUCCUCUUCGAGGACCGCAAAUUCGUCGACAUCGGCAGCACCGUCCAGAAACAAUACCACGGCGGCUCCCUGCGCAUCUCGGAAUGGGCCCACAUCGUCAACUGCGCCAUGCUCGCCGGACCUGGCAUCGUCGACGCGCUCGCGCAGACCGCCUCGUCCCCCGCGUUCCAGACCGCGUAUGGCGCUGAGGGCCGCGCGCUGCUAAUCCUGGCCGAGAUGACCUCCCAGGGCUCGAUGGCUACGGGCGCAUAUACGGAGCUGUCGGUGCGGGCGGCGAGGAAGCAUCGGGGUUUCGUGCUGGGGUUUGUGGCGACGAGGGCGCUGGGUGAGGUGUUGCCGGCGGCUGGCUCUGGUUGUGAAAAAGAAGGGGAGGAGGAGGAAGACUUUGUGGUCUUUACGACGGGGGUGAAUUUGUCGUCGAGCGGGGAUGCGCUGGGGCAACAGUAUCAGACUCCCGCGUCGGCGGUGGGGAGGGGGGCGGACUUUAUCAUCUCGGGCCGGGGGAUAUAUGCCGCGUCGGAUCCGGUGGAGGCGGUUCUGAGGUACCGCGAGGAGGGCUGGAGGGCGUAUCUCGAGAGAGUUAAGGGGUACCAAUCGUGA